AUGUCUGGUGAUACCGCGACGAAGAAACGGAGCCCAUGGGUGCUGGCGCGUAUGGGUGGUACCGCCGUUGCUCGACUGAAAAGUCGGCCGAGUAUGGCUUCGUUGGUGUCCGAUGACACCACUGUCAGACCUGCAGAUCGUGCGAGCCCCGCCGCUUCGGUAGUGUCACUUGCCCUCGCUGAUCCUCAAGAACAAUUCAAGGUACAAGAUUCACAACAGAAGCUGCAGAACGAUAGCAACAGUUUGUUGACGGCGAAGAAUGACACUAUUACAACUCUGCUGGGCAGAGUGACCAAGCUGGAGACAAUGCUGAGCACUACGAAAGACGACGCCGACAAGCAGUCAGUUGCGCUGCGAAUUUCCGAAGAAGCAAGAGAGCAAGCUGAGAAUGCCUUGAGUGAUGCGGAGGCGCGGUUGUCCGCUUUGGCUGCGGACAAUGAGCGACAGCUGUCUGAAUUAGCAGCUCUUCGUCGCGAAAUUGGCGAAAGCAAAGCUGCAGAGGCUGCCCGUAUAGCAGCCUUUGACAGAGAGCGCAACGCACGCUCGAAGGUGGAAAGUGAACGUUCCGCCAUAUCUGCUCGAAAUGAGGAGCUGCAAGCUGCGCUCUCCAAAACCGAAACAGAACUUCGAUCGAUGGCGAACGAGCUCCAGCUUUCGGCUACUCGUCUUGAUUCUCUUGCUGCUGAGCGAGCUUCACUCCAAGUCGAGGUCGAAGAAAAGUCUGCAUAUAUCUUGGAGCUGCAGAGGGUAGCCACGAACGAGAAGGCACGACGACAAGAGAUGGACGCUAAAGUGGCCGAAGUUCAGACGCAGACUCUGCGCAUGAAGGAGAGCUUGGAUCGGAUGGUUGCCGAGAAGGAACGCGCGGAGAGAGAAGCGUCUAGCGGUAUGAAGGCUCUGCAGGCUGCCAACAGCGCAUUAGAAGACGAUUUGGAUAGGUCACGUAUAGAGGUGGCGAAUCAGACUGCUCAGUUGGAGGAGCUAGAAGCGCUCCUGGAAGAGUCGCAUAUUCACCAUGAAAGGACGAAGUCGGAUGCGUCGACCACCGCACAAGGACACGCUCAUGAGCUGGAGGAACUCGAGGAGAAACAUCAGAGCAGACAGAGUGCGAUGCAGCAGGAAAUUGCGAGGCUCGCCACAGCACUUGAGGACCAAAAGGCAAAAACUGGAGCGGAGGUUGGUGCGUUAAGAGAUGCGCAUGAGCGCAUGCUAGAGGAAGCGCUCCGUAUGGCCAAGAUUGAAUCCGAAUCCGUUCUCCGCGACCGAAUUCAAGAGGUCAGGACGGAAGCGUCGACGUCUCUGUCCCAGCUCCGUGCUGAACAUCGUUCGGCUCUGGUGCAACUUGCCCAUGAGCAUGCCACAGCCCUGCAGACGCAGGCCACAGUGUUCCGAGAGGAGCUCGGACAGAAGGAUCGAUCCAUCCAGACAACGCAAGCGGAACUAGAGGAUGCCCAGACUGCCUUGGGCACGUCACAGGUUCAGGCAAGCAGCCUGCAGGCGAAGCUAGAUGAGGCGCGGCCACUCGUUGCACUUAUCGAGCAGAAGAAGAACGGAGAGAUCCUAUACCUCCAGCGUGAACUCGAAGGGGCGCGCAAGGCACAUGCGAGCCUUCGAGAGGAGCACGCCACGACGCUCAAGCGCGUGAGCGGCCUGGAGCAAACACUUCGAGACAACAUAGAAGAGAUCGAGCGUCUGAAAGUUGCAUCCUUACAAGCGGAACCCGUAACACUAGCCUCUUCGGCUCCGAGUGCCGUGGCUGUGACACCGCAGGUAGCAGACUCGAAGCCCGUCGUGCAGGAGCGCACUGUGCAACAGCAGGAUGUUCUGCCCACGCCACAACAUACUGGCCCGAAUCCCGAUGUAUCGCAGGCUAACAUGGCCCAACAACCGACCAGCACAGCGGCGAAGCAGGAGAUGCCCCCGAGGCAGGAGACGGGCUCUGCGAUACCACAAGCGAUCACAGCACAGGCGGAAUUUGCGGGGAGACAGACAGCGACUCCGAGCCCUACUAUCGAGCCUCCACCUAGGACUCACAAGUCCGGCGGCCCGACGCGCGACGAGUGGCAGAGGCGUGUGCCAGCGUCAGAUGCAAAUGCAAUGACACUAGUCCAUGCGAUAGCCAUGCCCAUGCUUCAAGCGACAGCAGCAGUGGGACAGGUCUUGGGUGUGGGGAAGGUCUUGGGGCGACUCUGGCGCCGCCGUCGGUGA
Molecule: messenger RNA, 2208 nt
Organism: Fibroporia radiculosa
Lineage: Eukaryota; Fungi; Basidiomycota; Agaricomycetes; Polyporales; Fibroporiaceae
Exons: 6
Coding region: 1-2208 (735 amino acids)
Source: RefSeq, a predicted model, not a curated record